Molecule: messenger RNA, 1821 nt
Organism: Capsicum annuum
Lineage: Eukaryota; Viridiplantae; Streptophyta; Magnoliopsida; Solanales; Solanaceae
Exons: 9
Coding region: 1-1821 (606 amino acids)
Biological process (GO): DNA integration
Molecular function (GO): nucleic acid binding
Source: RefSeq, a predicted model, not a curated record
AUGACAGUGGUGACGAAUGACGAUAACAAGUUGGUUCCCACAUGUACAGUUACUGGAUGGAGAAUAUGUAUAGAUUAUUGGAUGUUCAAUGAAGGAACUCGUAAAGAUCAUUAUCCAAUUUCUUUCAUUGACCAAAUGCUGGAUAGAUUGGCAGGGAAAGAGUAUUAUUGUUUUAUGGAUGGAUGCAUGCCCUUCGGAUUAUGCAAUGCACCUGCUACAUUUCAAAGGUGUAUAAUGGCGAUAUUCUCAGACAUGGUGGAGGAAUUUGUGGAGGUAUUCAUGGAUGAUUUCUCUGUGUAUGGGAAUUCAUUUGAAAAAUGUUUGCAAAAUCUCGACAAAGUUCUAGCUCGGUGCGAAGAAACAAACUUGGUGUUGAAUUGGGAAAAAUAUCAUUUUAUGGUUAAGGAUGGAAUAGUCUUAGGCCAUAAAGUGUCAUGCAAAGGGAUGGAAGUUGACAAAGCAAAGGUUGAAAAAGAAGCCAAGUUCAAGUUUGGAGCUGAUUUCCAUGAAGAUUUUGACGAGCUCAAGAAGAAGUUGACGGAAUCACCUAUUUUGAUAACACCAAAUUGGGAGUUACCUUUUGAGCUAAUGUGUGAUGCUAGUGAUAUUGCAGUAGGAUCAGUGUUGGUUCAGAGAAAAGAUAAGGUCAUUGUUCAUACAGACUAUGCUGCCAUUAAGUAUCUUGUGAACAAAAAUGAUGUGAAGCCACAAAUAAUUAGGUGGAUUCUGUUACUUCAAGAAUUUGAUCUUGAGGUGCGUGAUAGAAAUGGAGCUGAAAAUCAGGUUGCUGAUCACUUGUCACGAUUGGAAAAUCGAUACCGUAUUAUAGAUGACUUUCAGAGUAUCAAGGAAGACUUUCCUGAUGAGAAGUUAUUGUUAUUAGAAGCAGUUGAGUUUCCAUGGUAUGCUGAUAUUGGUCCAGAUGGAGUGAUUCGUAGGUGUAUUCUAGAGGUUGAAUUUGUAAAGGUGUUACAAGAUUACCACUCAUCACCAUAUGGUGGACAUCAUGGUGGUGAGAGGACUGUGAGGAAAGUGUUGCAAUCAGGUUUCUUUUGGCCAACUUUGUUUAGAGAUGCAGUGGUGUUUGUGGAAGCUAUGGAAAGUCUGACUAAUGAUGCAAGAGUGAUGCUGAAGUUUGUGAAGAAGAACAUAUUUUUUAGAUUUGGUACACCAAGAGCAAUAAUUAGUGAUGGAGGUACGCACUUUAUCAACAACUGGUUCAAGAAUCUUCUUGAUAAAUAUGGUGUUCGGCACAAGGUGUCCACUGCAUACCAUCCUCAAACGAGCGGAAAAGUAGAGGUAUCCAAUUGGGAGAUUAAGCAAAUACUUCAGAAGACCAUGAAUGGGCAGAGGCAAAAUUGGGCGGAGAAACUGGAUAAUGCACUGUGGGCAUAUCGAACAGCGUACAAAACACCCAUUGGGACAUAUCCAUAUCACUUAGUGUAUGGGAAUUUCAAAGGAAAUGAGGAGAUUACCACAAUUAAGGAAAGCAAUCAGGCAUUUGUUGUGUGGCCAGUGAUCUUUAUCCCAUUGGACGAGGCGUCGAGUUACAGGUUUGCAUAUGAAUGUGGGGCUCGUAUAGUGUAUUCAUGCUUGAUACAAGGCAAGCAUAUGACUGAGGUGACUAGGGAUAGGACCAUGUUGAGGAUUGGCCCAAAUUUUGUGGAGCCUAUUGAUGAUGAUAUACCCAUAGAUGAAGAACACAGGUAUAGGGAUUUCGACAUAGAGUUCGAUGAGAAGGAGCAAUCUAAUGAUGAUGAAGCUGACGAUCAUGGGGAUGUAGCUGUUAAGGACAUGGUUGUUAUAGUCUCUUUUGAUUGA